Messenger RNA from Arachis duranensis, 338 nucleotides. Its product is annotated as probable UDP-N-acetylglucosamine--peptide N-acetylglucosaminyltransferase SEC. Gene Ontology annotation, biological process: protein O-linked glycosylation. The coding region runs from base 3 to 329 and encodes 108 amino acids. The transcript has 3 exons. Lineage: Eukaryota; Viridiplantae; Streptophyta; Magnoliopsida; Fabales; Fabaceae. Gene Ontology annotation, molecular function: glycosyltransferase activity. The record is from RefSeq and is a predicted model, not a curated record.
CUAUGAUCACUCUACCUCUGGAGAAAAUGGCUACUCGAGUUACCGGAUCACUCUGUCUUGUUACUGGACUUGGGGAGGAGAUGAUCGUUCCCAGCAUGAAAGAGUAUGAAGAGAGGGCAGUAUCACUGGCCUUGAGUCGCCCAAAGCUUCAAGCUCUCACUAAUAAGCUUAAGUCUGUUCGCAUGACUUGCCCUUUAUUUGACACAACUCGCUGGGUGAGGAAUCUUGAAAGAGGAUAUUUUAAAAUGUGGAAUCUACAUUGCUCUGGUCAACGUCCCCAACAUUUCCAGGUCACCAAAAAUGAUCUUGAAUAUCCUUAUGAUAGAUAGAUAGAUAGA